This is a messenger RNA of Cantharellus anzutake, 1110 nucleotides long. RefSeq lists its product as uncharacterized. The transcript is spliced from 8 exons. The coding region runs from base 1 to 1110 and encodes 369 amino acids. The record is from RefSeq and is a predicted model, not a curated record. Lineage: Eukaryota; Fungi; Basidiomycota; Agaricomycetes; Cantharellales; Hydnaceae.
AUGCCUCCUUCCACAUCCUGUAUCUCGGCUGCCCACUCCGCGGCAGCUCGUGCCGCGCAAGGGACCCAGCGUCAUCAUCACAGAUUGUCCUUAGAUGGACAUACUUCGUCUCAUCCACCUAUCACCUCUCGCCGAUUGUCACAAAGGAGUCCUCACCGCGAAGGCUCUUUUCGCCGUGCCUCCAUAUCACCCGCGGAGCGUGACACGUUUAAUCUUGUACGGGGGGGAAGCCUUAAUUGGGGUGAUUUUUCUCCUCGUGUUACCUCCAGUCCGGGGAGUCCGCCGACUUCCCCUCCGUUGUCGGCCUCACUUCAUGUUCCCCCGAUGCCUACCAAGAGUCUUCUGAACAGUGUUGCUGGUGCUGCACAUUAUUCUGGAAUGGCGACUGAGGAAGGUAUACACGAGCAGUUCGAGCCCACGUUCGCAGAUGGGGAGGACCGAACAGAACUUGGCCCCGUCCGACGGGCAAUACUUGAUUCUGUCCUAGCUCUCUACUCCGGAAAUCCAUCCAUCGAAAUAUUUUCGACAUAUUGGAGGAAGGACGCGGUGUUUGAGGAUCCUCUGACUUUGUGUCAUGGGUAUCGGGAAUAUGCUGCUCAAUUUUAUGGUCUGGCGAAGUUUGUAUCCAAGACUGUAACUGUCUCGCAUCGCGUGUUGGCUUCGACCACCUCGCCAAGUCGAAUAGUGUACAGUCAAGUCCAGGAAUACACCUUCAAAUUCAUGAAGCAGAAAAAAACAAUUCAUUCGAUGGUGGUUAUACAUCUUGAUCGCGAAGAGAAAAUCAUCAAACUUGAAGACAAAUGGAAAGGCAUCGACCAGCCUCAUAAAUAUGGUGCUCUCUUCUUCCGAAGGCUUAACGCAAAGACUCUUCCUUUCCUCAUUAAGUAUCCUAAGCAAAUUGCUUCGAGCCAGUCUGUAUCCAUACUUGGUUCGCCUCACACAACUUCUUCGUAUCCGCCACCACCACAUGAUACCAAACCGGCACCGUUACCGAGUCCACCUACUCAACACCAUAGGUUAUCCCCAGUGCUUGGCUCAGAUUCCGGCUCAACUCCUGAGAUCAACUCCUCGGGUACGAGUCGAAUAGGCUCUUCUGCUCCAGGUGCUUAA